Molecule: messenger RNA, 610 nt
Organism: Triticum dicoccoides
Lineage: Eukaryota; Viridiplantae; Streptophyta; Magnoliopsida; Poales; Poaceae
Product: metallothionein-like protein 2C
Exons: 3
Coding region: 117-362 (81 amino acids)
Molecular function (GO): metal ion binding
Source: RefSeq, a predicted model, not a curated record
CUCCUCGCCUUCUUCCUCCACACCCCAAGCACACCAGCCUCCUCACUCCUCACAGUCACAGCAUCCUCUCAGUCCUCACCUUCCUCCCCUCGCCACCACCCACCAAGGAAAGGAGGAUGUCUUGCUGCGGCGGCAACUGCGGAUGCGGCGCCGGCUGCAAGUGCGGCAACGGCUGCGGCGGGUGCAAGAUGUUCCCCGACGUGGAGGCCACCGCCGGCGCCGCCGCCAUGGUCAUGCCCACCGCCUCCCACAAGGGGAGCUCCGGCGGGUUCGAGAUGGCCGGCGGGGAGACCGGCGGCUGCGACUGCACCACCUGCAAGUGCGGCACCGCGUGCGGCUGCUCCUGCUGCAGCUGCAACUGAGCCGGCGCCCAGGAGGCCGGCCGGCAGAGGCGAGCACGAGCAUGAGGAGGACAACUGGACAAGCAACCACCACCACCACCACCACCAUCACUAGCCGCUGCAUGCGCCCGCCCGCGCGCGCGCUGAAUAAAAUAAAACCGUCGUGUGUUCCUUAACUCUGUACCUGUACGCCCGUGUGUUCCACCAGCAGUGUCCUUGCUCAUGCCUCCAAACUCUAAUACAUGGCGCCUCCUCAACUUUGAUAUCGA